AUGACGGCCACCGGUUCGAAACGGCGGAAGCUGGCCCAUCACUCGUCCGACGAUGAGGCGCAACCUGCCGCUACUUCCAGGAGAGCCCAGAAGGACUUCUUCAAGCAUGCAUCCAAUUGGGACCUUGAGCAGGACUACGCGUCGCGCCGCAAGAAGGGAAAGAAGAACGCCAAAGAGAGCACGAAGCUUCCUCAGAUCCGCUCCGCAGAUGGGCGCGUAGAAAUUGUGCGACAAGUCGAGCCCGAAGAGGACGCCGCAUCCGUCCAGAGCGACAACGAGUGGCUCGAGGGUCGCGAGGAUGAUAUCGAGUCCGAGCCCGAGGAACUUGAGGAGGAGGAGGAGGAGCAGAAGCCCCAAGUCCCAGAGCCGCAGCAAAUUCUCGAGGCUCAGGAAGAGCUUGCCAAACUCGCCAGUUCGAUCAACGAGAACCCCGAAGAGAACAUCGGCGCGCUCAAGACCAUCGCCGCCCUUGGCCAGUCCAAGAUCCCAACGAUCCAGAUGCUGGCGCUCAUGACGCAGAUGACUGUCUACCAGGACAUCAUUCCCGGCUAUAGGAUACGCCCACAAACAGAAGAUUCCUCCAAGGAGAAGAUAUCCAAGGAGGUCCGUCAGAUGAGGCAGUUCGAACAGAGCUUGGUGUCCGGUUACCAAGGCUACGUCAAGGAGCUUGCGCGCUGCGCCAAGUUCGAGACAAAGCCCGUGCGAGGUGGGCAGAGUGUCGCAAACGUUGCAGUAACUUGCGCGUGCUCCCUCAUCACCAAGGUCCCGCACUUCAACUUUCGGUCAGACGUCGUCAAGAUCCUCGUGGGCAAGCUUAGCCGGAGAAAAAUCGACGAUGAUGCCGUCAAGUCUCAAAAGGCGCUGGAGGAACUGUUUCGCGACGAUGAGGAGGGAAGGCCAUCUCUCGAGGCGGUGUCGCUGCUCACAAAGAUGAUGAAGGCGCGGGAGUUCCAGGUCGACGAGAGCACCGUCAACCUGUUCCUGAGCCUCAGGCUUCUGUCCGAGUUCUCGGGCAAGGCGUCUCAGGACCGAGUGGAGAGGUCCGCCGAGGACCUGGCCAAAGUCAAGAAGAACAAGAGGGAGUUUCGCACCAAGAGGGAGAGAAAGGCGAUCAAGGAGCAAAAGGCGCUCGAGAAGACCAUGGCCCAGGCCGACGCCCUCGUCAGCCACGAGGAGCGCGACAGGAUGCAGUCUGAGACUCUCAAGCUCGUCUUUGCUACGUACUUCCGCAUCCUCAAGAUGCGCGUCCCCCACCUCAUGGGUGCCGUUCUGGAGGGUCUAGCGAAGUACUCCCACCUCAUCAACCAGGACUUCUUUGGCGACCUGCUGGAAGCACUCAAGGAUUUGAUACGCCACAGUGACGAGGACGCCGAGGGUAAGCCCGAAGAUGAUGCCGAAAACGAAGAGGAUGAUAAGGACCUUCCAGAGCGAAACCUCACUCGCGAGGCGCUUCUCUGCACCGUCACGGCCUACGCCCUGCUGGCCGGUCAAGACGCCCACAACUCCCGCCACGAGCUCCAUCUCGACCUGUCCUUCUUCACCACACAUCUCUUCAAGUCUCUCCUCCCGCUCGCCACCGCGCCAGACCUCGAAAACACCCGCCUCAGCACCUCUUCCUCUUCUGCCGCAUCCGCCACCUCCAAGGUCAACGUCCAGACCACCACCGUCCUGCUCCUCCGCUCCCUCACCGGCAUCCUCCUCCCCGCGUACAACGUCCGCCAGGUCCCGCCCCUGCGGCUCGCCGCCUUUACCAAGCAGCUCACCUCCACGGCACUGCACCUGCCCGAGAAAUCGACGCAGGCCGUCCUGGCUUUGCUCGGCGAUAUCGCCCACACGCACUCCAAGAAGAUCAACAGCCUGUGGAACACGGAGGAGCGCAAAGGCGACGGCAAGUUCAACCCUUUGAGCGACUCUGUCGAGGGCAGCAACCCGUUUGCUUCGACGGUCUGGGAAGGGGAGCUGCUCAGGAAGCACUUUUCGCCAAAGGUGAGGGAAGGGGUCAAGAUGUUGGAGAAGAGCAUGACAAGUUAG
Molecule: messenger RNA, 2031 nt
Organism: Purpureocillium lilacinum
Lineage: Eukaryota; Fungi; Ascomycota; Sordariomycetes; Hypocreales; Ophiocordycipitaceae
Biological process (GO): DNA replication initiation
Cellular component (GO): nucleolus
Molecular function (GO): chromatin binding
Source: RefSeq, a predicted model, not a curated record